Messenger RNA from Colletotrichum navitas, 968 nucleotides. RefSeq lists its product as uncharacterized. Bases 388 to 888 code for a protein of 166 amino acids. The transcript is spliced from 2 exons. NCBI's taxonomy places the organism in Eukaryota, Fungi, Ascomycota, Sordariomycetes, Glomerellales, Glomerellaceae. The record is from RefSeq and is a predicted model, not a curated record.
GGAGUGAGAAAGCGGUGGUUCGAAAACCCCCGUGCACUACCCGGUCGUUUCUAGUGUCGCGGAGACGAUGCUGCCGUUGUGGCUUGGCCUAGCGGAGCGAACCUGCUAGGUACCUACUACGGAUACUAUGUAGAGCUUUGCAUUCAGGACGGACUUGAGACCUCCACCGGUGAGGUGCCGGCACGCUAGGCGCCUCAGUCCUCGCUAAAGCGCUGUACGAACAUCACAUCCGCACCACACCCACGCCUCUUUCGGCAUAGCCUGCCACGGGGCAAGGUCAGCAUGGGCGAUGGAAAGACGCCCAAGGGAGAGAGAGGCAGGGGUGUUGUCAAACCCAUGACCGCAUAACGUUCGCCGGCCGUUCUAGUGUACGUAUAGUGGGUUCAAAUGGGAACAGGGUCCUUCCCCAUCCGGUCGAGAUGGGAAAGGUCGACUUUUGGAGGGACAAGGACCAGGGAGGGAGGGGAGGGUAGGGGACGGGCGCCAGUUGGGACUUUGGAGCUUUUGAUCCUCCUCCAAGGCACACAAGGUUGUGUGUGUGUGUGUGUGUGUGUGUGCAUGACGAGGGUCGUCAAAACUUUGUCGAUGUUUGGACAGUUCUCGCCGCAGCUCGCAAAGUUCCAGAGACUCUCCACGGACGACGAAGACGACGACGAUGACAGAGCUGUAGUCGUCAUGCAAUAUGGGACGAUUGCGUGUGCAGCUUCGGGACCUUGGAGGUGCCGGCCAGAUAGAUGGCCGAAGGAGGUUGAGGUGUUGGCGAUACCGACACAAAGCACGGCCGCCAAGUACGCAUCCAACGCCCACGGAGGAGGCCAUGUGACGAACUCUUUUUUUGCGCCCUACGAAUGGGUCGAGAUGAUUGACUCAUUGGGGAUCGUAGGGUAGGUAGCACGGCAGGUAGCGAGACUAGAAAAUCGGGUGCUGCCGGGAUACAGCCCAAAGGCACGAAACCUCUCUCUCUCUCU